This is a messenger RNA of Neodiprion fabricii, 1617 nucleotides long. Its product is annotated as zinc finger BED domain-containing protein 5-like. Bases 1 to 1617 code for a protein of 538 amino acids. The transcript has a single exon. NCBI's taxonomy places the organism in Eukaryota, Metazoa, Arthropoda, Insecta, Hymenoptera, Diprionidae. The record is from RefSeq and is a predicted model, not a curated record.
AUGGCGUCGGACAGUGGCAGCGUUCAUUCUGAUUCUAAUGAAGAAAAACGUUUAAAAAAACCCCAAAAAAAACCUUACGCCCUGAAGUAUAUGUCAUCAUGGGAAAAGGAUCCCUUAAUGGAAAAAUGGCUGGCAAGAAGCAAGAUAAAUGAACGUCACUUUCACUGUAAAGUAUGCAAUGCUGACUACACUACUGUUGGUGGGAGAUCAAAUUUGCUCAAGCACAGGAAGUCUUCUAAACACGUACAGCGAGCCACCACUUUGAGGAAACAACCCGUUAUUAAUAAUCAGAGCUUCAAGAGAGAAAGACAGGUAUCGCAUCAGAUAAAGUAUUCCGAAAUCAGAAUCGCAGCAUUCAUGGUAGAGCAUAAUAUUGCCUUGAAUACAGCUGAUCACCUGACAAAAUUGAUUAAAGCUACAAGUCCUGAUUCUGAGGUAGCUAAGGGUAUCAGUUGCAGCAGAACAAAGUGCACUAAAAUAGUGCAAAAUGUCACAGGUUAUAGUCAGUUUGAACAAAUUGUGCAGUGUCUCCAAACAACCAAGUUUUCACUUCUUGUUGAUGAAUCCACAGACGUCAGCGCAACAAAGCACUUGGCACUAGUAGUCAGAUUUUUUAACAAUGGUCGGAUAAAUGAUGUGUUUCUUGCCCUAAUUCCUACACCAAUUGUGACUGCCCAAGCUCUGUAUGAUCACGUUAUCGCUUUUUUCAAAAAGCAUAAUAUCCCAUAUAAAUCGAAAAUGAUUGGUUUUGCAAGUGACGGUGCAAGUAAUAUGUUCGGAACUCAUCACUCUCUGUCCGUCUUGUUGAAAAAAGACACACCGCACUUGUUUUUAAUGAAAUGCAUCUGCCAUUCUUUUGCAUUAUGUGCUAAUUAUGCGUGUGAAAAAUUACCACGUGUAAUCGAAGAUAUCGCCAGAGAUGUAUUCAACUAUAUCCAACAUAGUUACAAGAGGCUCUCUGUGCUUAAACAAUUCCAAGAGUUCUUGGGCCUGAAGCCUCACAAACUUCUUCACCCUUCACAAACCAGGUGGCUUUCAUUGCUACAAGUAGUGAAAAGAUUGCUCGAACAGUACGAUGCGCUCAUUUUGUUCUUUACUGAUGCAGUUUAUGAGGAUAAAGUUCUAGCAGCAGACAUGAUUUUAAGCAGAUUAAAAGAAAAGUAUGCUAAAAUUUACCUCCAAUUCUUGGAAUAUGUACUGCCAUAUUUUACCAACCUAAAUCUUGAAAUGCAGUCGGAGGAAACAAAAAUCCAUCAACUCUAUUCACGUGUGUCUACGGUAUACAAGACGCUGCUGAACUGCUUCCUUAAGAGUGACUAUGUUAGAAACACUGCUGUAGAAAGAAUUGUGUUUGAUAAUCCGCAUAAUUUCGUUGUGAUAGAAGAGGUCUACCUUGGUGCAAAAGUUACUGCGUCCAUAUCAAAUGGUUCUCAUGGACUAAGUUUGGAACAACUUUCAGAUUUCCGUCUCAGAUGUCUCCAAUUUUACAUUGAAGCCUGCAAACAACUGGUCAAGCGGUUCAAUUUCCAAGACCCUAAUCUCCAAGUGUUCAAAGAAUUAGGCUUCUUAGAUCCGACGCAAAUGAGGUCACACAACUCCAUCGCUCCUCUUGCAUAA